AGGGGGCUGUCCCGGGUCUGCUAUCCUGGAGAACAUUGAGCCAUCUACAGCUCACAUUGGACCCUUCGCAUGAACAGCAGAGACUGUCUGUGGAGUGAGUGAUGUGCCCUGAGGGUUCAGCUGGCUAGUGUGUGGCUCCUGUGUGAGCACAGUGACGUUCUCCUGCUGGUCUUCCUCUAAGAGAUUCCUGCCCACCCUUUUUCCCCCUACAUUCACCUACCUGUUGUGGCCUGAACACACAGAAGCCCUAAGGAAGGGGAAGAUGGUGAUAAUAAUGUGAAGCGAAGGAUCUGGGGGACUAAUUGCUGGGCCAUGUCCUCUUACACCUGCAUCAGCUGCCGGGUGGUGUUUGCUGAUGGCGAUAUACAGCGUGCCCACUACAAGACAGACUGGCACCGGUACAACCUGAAACGCAAGGUGGCAGACAUGCCCCCUGUCACGGCCGAAAACUUCCAGGAAAGGGUUAUGGCGCAGCGAGCAGCAGUGGAGGUUCAGAGCCAGGGCACCAGCACCCAGUGUAGCACCUGCGCGAAGAGAUUCUCCACGGCCAACGCCUUUGACAACCACAUAAAGUCCCGGAGGCACCAGGACGCUGAGAAGAAGGCAUCGCAGGCUGCCCAGAAGGAAGUGGAGAGACUGAAUGAGAAGAACCUGGAGAAAGGGCUGGAUCAUGACACCGUGAAUGCUGCCAUCCAGCAGGCCAUCAGGGCCCAACAGGCAGGUUCACCCAAGAGUAAGCCUGCUCAGGCAUCAGGAGCUGCCAGCCAGAGCCAGCCCUCAUCACAGGAAAAGAAACGUCCAGACAAGCCACCCAGGCUUCAGUGGUUUGAGGAACAGGCUAAGAAACUAGGGAAAGAGCACAUUGAGGAGGGGGAGGAGGAGGCAGCCAUGGAAGACGUCCCUGAAGAGGAAGAUGUGUGGGAGGAUUUGGAAGAAGAUCCGGAAGAUGAGGAAAUGGAAGAGGAAUCUGAGACAACACAUUCAGAAGACACGCCUCCUGGUGUCAUAGCAGUUACAGACUGUCUCUUCUGUUCCCAUCACUCUCGCUCCCUCAUGAAGAACCUGACCCACAUGACCAAGGUCCACAGUUUCUUCAUCCCUGAUAUAGAAUUCCUGGUGGACCUAAGGGCUCUGCUCAGAUAUCUUGGAGAAAAAGUUGGAGUGGGAAAUGUCUGCCUUUGGUGCAAUGAGAAGGGUAGGUCAUUCUAUUCAACUGAGGCAGUUCAGGCUCACAUGAUUGACAAGAGCCACUGUAAACUGUUCACAGAUGGAGAUGCAGCUCUGGAAUUUGCAGAUUUCUUUGAUUUCAGGAGUAGUUAUCCUGACCAGAAAGAGGGAGGUGAUGUUGAAAUGCAGGAUGAGGAAUUGCCAGAUGAAAAUAAUCUUGAAUAUGAUGAUGAAACAUUGGAGCUGAUCCUCCCAUCAGGGGCAAAAAUUGGCCACCGCUCUCUGAUGAGGUACUACAAGCAACGAUUUGGUGUAUCAAGAGUCGUAGCUGUUGCCGGCAACAGGAAUGCAGUGGGCAGGGUAUUACGCCAGUACAAAGCCUUGGGUUGGAGCAGUGAUAUGGCUAAAGAUGCAUCGCUGUCAAGGCAAAGAGACAUGCAGUACGUUCAGAGGAUGAAGUCCAAGUGGAUGUUGAAGACUGGAGUGAGCAAUAACUCCACCAAACAGAUGCACUUCAGAGCACAAGUCAGAUUCUAAGCUUGCGACUCGCACUGAAACAAAGUGCAUGCAAGUUGCACAUAUGCAGACUAAUAAGUCAGUGAAAAUGAUGCUAAUGAUGACAGUGUUUGUGACAAGUUCUACAGAUCAAUAAUGCAGUUUGUCUUUUGAAAGUACAUAACUGUUUUAUUGUAAAUUCUAAAUGAUGGGAAAAAAAGUUGUACAGAAUAGUUGUGGGUUACAAUUUAUUAUAUGUCUAAUACUUGUAAUUAAGGAAACAGUGUUAAAAUUAAAGGGUUGAAUACCAAAUAAACUACUUUAAAGGCAAAGCUCCCUUUGUAUAUAAUCAAAUGGGGUGUGGGGUGGGGUGAGGGGUGGAAUGGGAGGAAAUACCCAUUAAUAUAAAGUAUGUAUUUGGCAGUUUAGCAGCCUGUGGCCAUGUAAUAUUAGACAUCUCAGACUCUGCAAUGUCAGCUAAGAUAUUGAAUCCACAAAAAAUAUAUUUUCAUGCCUAUUGCCAAGUAGUUGGCCUUAAAAAUGUAUAAGUAGAGUACAAGGUGGCUUCAUUGAACGUGGAACUGCAUCUAAUGCAAUAUACUGUAUGUAUUCUUGAUUUAAACUGGCAAGGUCUGGACUGUAAUAGAGAGAUGGCAGAACCUCCUAUGCCAUGUUCUGAAAGGCAAGACUCGUCAAGUGGGCAGCAUGUGGUAGUGCAUUGUAACAGCCAUCAGAUCUGGGUGUGUGGAUGUGAGGAUCUGCAGGGAGGUGUAUUGAAAACACUAUUCUGUUGCCAUCCAGCCGCUUGUACAAACAAUGGGACAAGUGUAGUCAGAAAGAAGAGUGCAUUGAGAAUUACAUAUUUUCUCAAUGUAUUUUUAAUUCCUUUCUUACUUCAGCAGAUGAAUGCAGUGUUUACACAGUGAUCCAUUAAUUCCUACCAGUUCAUUCUUUAAUACCAAACAUUAUUAUCUUACACUGAACAAAAAUAUAAAGGCAACAUGUAAAGUGUUGGUCCCAUGUUUCAUGAGCUGAAAUAAAAGAU
Molecule: messenger RNA, 2707 nt
Organism: Polyodon spathula (Mississippi paddlefish)
Lineage: Eukaryota; Metazoa; Chordata; Actinopteri; Acipenseriformes; Polyodontidae
Product: zinc finger protein 622-like
Exons: 7
Coding region: 313-1704 (463 amino acids)
Biological process (GO): ribosomal large subunit biogenesis
Cellular component (GO): preribosome, large subunit precursor
Molecular function (GO): nucleic acid binding; zinc ion binding
Source: RefSeq, a predicted model, not a curated record